Messenger RNA from Mus caroli (Ryukyu mouse), 2727 nucleotides. RefSeq names its product ARF GTPase activating protein 1 (gene Arfgap1). Gene Ontology annotation, biological process: regulation of endocytosis; regulation of ARF protein signal transduction. Gene Ontology annotation, molecular function: GTPase activator activity. NCBI's taxonomy places the organism in Eukaryota, Metazoa, Chordata, Mammalia, Rodentia, Muridae. Gene Ontology annotation, cellular component: Golgi membrane. The record is from RefSeq and is a predicted model, not a curated record.
CCGCCUCGGAAGCCUCCCAUGAGUCCUUGCAAAGCGCGACGUAGCCGGAAGCUGCUGGCGGCUGGUGGGGGGAUCUGAACGCCUAGUCCAGCUUGGCACCUCGGCGGGACCCGACCUCCUGGGGGCAGCAGGAUCCCAGUGUGCGGCCAUCCAGACCCCCGCCCCCCCCCAACCCCCGCCUCCCGGCCUGUGAGCCUUGCCGCCCUUCAGCCUAGCGGUUGCACGGACCUACGUGGCCCCUCAGCCUCUGGUCCCGAGCAGUCUUGGACGCAGACUGGUUCUGCACUGCCCACUUGGCCGGGAAAGGGCCUCUGCCCUUCACUUCGAAAGAAGAUUCUGUCCAGAGGUGCCGCACCAUGGCCAGCCCAAGAACCAGGAAAGUUCUUAAGGAAGUCCGGGCACAGGAUGAGAACAAUGUUUGCUUUGAGUGUGGUGCGUUCAAUCCUCAGUGGGUCAGCGUGACUUAUGGCAUCUGGAUCUGCCUGGAAUGCUCUGGGAGACACCGUGGGCUUGGGGUGCACCUCAGCUUUGUGCGCUCUGUUACAAUGGACAAAUGGAAGGACAUUGAGCUGGAGAAGAUGAAGGCUGGUGGGAAUGCUAAGUUCCGAGAGUUCCUGGAGACACAGGACGACUAUGAGCCUAGCUGGUCACUGCAGGACAAGUACAGCAGCAGAGCCGCCGCGCUCUUCAGGGAUAAGGUGGCUACUUUGGCAGAAGGUAAAGAGUGGUCUCUGGAGUCAUCGCCUGCACAGAACUGGACCCCACCUCAGCCCAAGACACUGCAGUUCACUGCCCACCGACCCUCUGGCCAGCCACAGAAUGCAUCUGCCUCUGGGGACAAGGCUUUUGAAGAUUGGCUGAAUGAUGACCUGGGUUCCUACCAGGGUGCUCAGGAGAAUCGCUAUGUAGGGUUUGGGAACACAGUGCCACCUCAGAAGAGAGAAGAUGACUUCCUCAACAAUGCCAUGUCAUCUCUGUACUCGGGCUGGAGCAGUUUUACCACUGGGGCGAGCAAGUUUGCAUCUGCAGCAAAGGAGGGUGCUACAAAAUUUGGAUCUCAAGCAAGUCAGAAGUUUUGGGGUUACAAGCAGCAGUCAGAGCCGGCUUCGGAGUUGGGCCACAGCCUGAAUGAGAAUGUUCUCAAGCCUGCACAGGAGAAGGUGAAGGAGGGAAGGAUUUUUGAUGAUGUGUCCAGUGGGGUCUCUCAGUUGGCAUCCAAGGUCCAGGGAGUUGGCAGUAAGGGAUGGCGUGAUGUCACCACUUUCUUCUCUGGGAAAGCUGAAGACACUUCAGACAGACCCUUAGAGGGCCACAGCUACCAGAACAGCAGCGGAGACAACUCUCAGAACAGCAACAUAGACCAGAGCUUCUGGGAGACCUUUGGGAGUGCUGAGCCUCCCAAGGCCAAGUCCCCAAGCAGUGACAGCUGGACCUGUGCAGACGCCUCAACAGGAAGGAGGAGCUCGGACAGCUGGGACGUUUGGGGCUCAGGUUCCGCAUCCAACAACAAGAACAGCAAUAGCGAUGGCUGGGAGAGCUGGGAGGGAGCCAGUGGGGAGGGCAGGGCAAAGGCCACCAAGAAGGCAGCCCCAUCCACGGCUGAUGAGGGCUGGGACAACCAGAACUGGUAGGAGCCUAGCACCCUAGCCCAGCCCUGCUGGGGACCGCUGUGUUUGCACUUCGCCCUUCUUNUUCCUCCUGCAUUUGACCUCAGUGUGAAGACAGUGGCUCAGGCAGGACUCGAGUUGGUGCUGCCUGCCUGGUGUGGGUUGGCUUUCUCUUAGACCUCAGGGGACAUGUCAUCCACCUGCCUCUUGGGUCCUCUGAGCAGCCCUCCUGGACUCUGGGUUCUUGGGACCCAGGCACUGUCUCUGCAGCCCUAGCACAGCCUGGGACUGCAGCCCUGUGCAAUGUCAGCCAAGUCAGACAUCUGCUUUCGUUGAAAUGUCUUUUUAAAUUUGAAAGGUCUGCUAGUUCUUUCUUCUUGAAGAAAGUGCCUGGAGCCUUAAAGCUGGAAAUGAGAUGACAAAAGCAAUACUGGAGCUCACACUGCCACCGACACCCUCACCUAAGUCCACAGCCUGUGGCCUGUGCUGUGAAACUCACCUUGUGACCCUCUGCCUUUCCUGCAUCAGCCUGUCCAGCCCUCAGUUAAAUGGGACAAACUCUCCACAGAUGGCCACACAAAGCAGACUGGGCUCUGGUCCUCCUUGGACACCUGAUUUGAACUUGGCCAGCCCUCGACAGCUCAGAAAUGAGGAAAGGAGAGNAAAGGGGCCAGGAGCAUUUCCCACAUAUUUGCCGCUCCCACCUGGUACAGGGGAGCCUGAGCAUGGAGGGGAUGCUCAGGGGCCAGCUGCCACUGCCAGGGUCAGGCAUCUUAAUGGGGACCCUCCAUCCGGGCAGAGCACCUGUUAGUAUUUGCCAUGUAUUGUGUCUGUGACAGCCCAGGCCUUCUCCCAGCCUGCUCAGGCUGCUCAGAGCACACUUGGUCAUGUCUCCCUCAGCAUGCAGCUGUCCUUCCAGAUGACCCCACUUAUUGCCCUGUGGAUUUUGUGGAACACUGCAGUUGAGACCCAUGUGUUAUCAGUGGUUGGUGUGACAGCCGUCCCCUCCUAGGAUUCUGUGACUGCUGUGUGCUGUGGCUGGAGAGACCAGCUGGGGUCUCUGUCUCCUUAUACCCACUCCUGUCUGACCCUCAGUUUGACCAGCAGUGCAUGACCUGAA